CACACACACUUCCACACAGACACAGAUACACACAGCCGUAAUCGCGCCCCGCCCGUGAGUACACUCUGGUCGCGAGUCUCCUACCAACCCUGCUUACUGCUACAGUAUCGAUGAAGUUGUUUCAAAGAUGGCGGAUUUCCUGCCGUCCCGGUCCGUUUUAUCUGUAUGUUUUCCAAACUGUCUCCUCACUAGUAACGAGGCAGAACAAUUAAGGAAAUCUAAAGAAAUAGACAAAUGUAUUUCACGGGACAAGACGUAUGUGAAGCGACUAGUGAAGAUUCUGCUACUCGGAGCGGGUGAAAGCGGCAAAUCCACUUUCCUGAAGCAGAUGCGCAUCAUCCAUGGGCAGGACUUCGAUCAAAGGGCCAAAGAAGAGUUCAGGGGCACGAUUUAUAGCAAUGUAAUAAAAGGGGUGCGCGUGUUGGUGGACGCCAGAGAGAAGCUGCACAUCCCGUGGGGUGACGCGUCCAAUCAGAGCCAUGGAGAGACCAUGAUGGCGUUCGACACGCGGUCGUCCCGGGUGGCGAACGGCAUGGUGGAGACCCGGGUCUUCCUGGAGUACAUCCCCUCCAUCCAGGCCCUGUGGGCCGACUCGGGCAUCCAGCACGCCUACGACAGACGCAGGGAGUUCCAGCUGGGGGAGUCGGUGAAGUAUUUCCUGGAUAAUUUGGAAAAGCUCGGACAGCCGGACUACCUUCCAACUCAACAGGACAUCCUUCUGGCCCGUAAGCCCACCAAGGGGAUCCACGAGUACGACUUUGAGAUCAAGAAUGUUCCCUUUAAGAUGGUGGACGUCGGGGGUCAGAGGUCAGAGCGGCGGCGGUGGUUUGAGUGCUUCGAUUCGGUCACCUCCAUCCUCUUCCUUGUCUCCUCUUCGGAGUAUGAUCAGGUCCUGAUGGAGGAUCGCCAGACCAAUCGGCUCAGCGAGUCCCUCAACAUCUUUGAGACCAUCGUGAACAACCGCGUCUUCUCCAACGUCUCCAUCAUCCUCUUCCUCAACAAGACGGACCUGCUGGAGGAGAAGGUGCGCUCCGUCCCCAUCAAUGACUAUUUCCCAGAGUACACCGGGGAGCCCCACUGCCUGGCCGACGUGCAGCGCUUCCUGGUGGAAUGCUUCCGGGGGAAGAGGCGGGAGGCGCCGCAGAAACCCCUGUACCACCACUUCACCACGGCCAUUAACACGGAGAACAUUCGCCUGGUGUUCCGAGACGUCAAGGACACCAUCCUCCACGACAACCUCAAGCAGCUGAUGCUCCAGUGAUCGUUGCCGGGAGGAUUGGGGGGGAGGGGUCAACUUGCACGCUCCGCGGUGUCGCGACCUUACAGAGGUCUCGACCCUCGGGGCCCGACGAGCGUGUGGAGCUACGCUGCAUUUUGCCUCAUGGCGACCUUUUAAAAAAGAGAGAGAAAAGUCACCUUUCAACCGUUAACCCCGUGGCCUCCAGUCACCUUUGACCUCGGUGCGGUCGCUUGCUACCUAUGACGCGUGCCCCUUAACCACUGAACUGUUACCACUUCUAAUGAACUUCUCCCCAGCCUUUGAACCCCACCCACACACACACACACAAAACCACUGUAAAUGAACUCCGCCCCGCUCACUGUAAAUGACACUGAGAGUCUCUGUCAGUCUGUUGAUGGGCUCUGUUCACCCUUUGGAAGCGGGUGAAGUUGCCCAAGGAUGCUGACCUCGGGUCAGUAAUACGUGUUCCCUCACUAACUGCUGUAGUUGGUAUUCGGGGAGGUUAACCUGAUCCCAGAUCUGUCCGACCCCCCCCACCCAGAGUAGAACUGAUGAGCCGGUUGUCUUUUGCCCUGGGGACGGUUAAGGAAAGGGCUUCACAGCACUGUACUGAAACAGAUCCCAAUGAGUCUAGGAAUAAGGCUUUCACCACUGCCUGAUACUCACCAAACAGGGCUGGUGUGAGUGUUGAGGCCCACGUGCACACGCCCUGGUUAAGCCCCUGUUAUAGGAUUUCACUGGGCCUCAUUUUCUAAUCCCUCAUUUGAUUUCUUGAAAUGUUCCUCCUUUGUUUCACUUUAUUUUCUCCAAUGUAUUUCCUCUGCCUGGUCUCACAUUUCAUUUAGGACGGUUUGAGACUUGAUUUGUGACUGCUGACGGAAACUGUUACAGGCACGGUAGAGGGUGUGUGAGCAUCAGCACGCACCCACACACACACACACACACACACACACACUCCAGCAGCUUCAUAAUUGACGUAGCUGAUUCUCAGGGCACAUUGUGGACCACUUAUUUGUGUAUUUGAAACAAUGAAUUACAUGUGCCUAAGCCCCCUCCCUCUCACUCUCUCACACACACACACUCUCUCACACACACACACACACACACACUCUCACACACACACACUCCAUUAGAGGCGGGUAGUCUAAACAACUAGCUGAAAUCCCGUCUCCCAUCUCUGCAGUGACCCUUUUUUCUGCCUCCCUCGUUCUCUCUUUUUGUUCGCUAAGCGAGGAACGACAAGUCUCAUUUAACCCUGUGGAGUCUCAAGACAUACAUCUUCCCCUCAGUGUGAAAUACUUCUUUUUUUUCCUUUUUUUCUGCAGCCUCACUGACAAAACGGCCUUUUCUAUCCUGCCAAGCCCAGGCCUCGGCCAAAUGGAAGAGUCCGACGUUUGGUUUUUACCAUUAAGUCUUUCUAUGUGUGUCCUGAGUCUUAAAGAAUUUCCUGUUGAGCGCCAAGUUGUCUCCACGGUCCCACUUCCAGUUAUCCUGGAGACAUGCCUCAAAGACCCCACCUCCAUGUGCCCUAACAGGUGCCCUGUUGGGAUGUAAACCCUGCCCUCUUGUGUUUCCGUGGUAACCAAAGGGGAUGGCACAGUGGCAGAGCCGGCCGAGCGCCUGUUGCCAGGAGGGUUGGCGGCUGUCGUCUGCGUCGUUUACAGGUGGUUGUGGAGUCGCUGUGGGGGUUCCUUGGCCUCCUCGGCCUGUUGUCUGAUGCGUAUGUGUAGUUGUCUCUCACCCCACCCCGCUCAGCUACCGAGUCCCAAGACACCCGCCAGGUGAGUCGGACGCAGUUCGGGAAGCUGUGUCUUCUAACGGUCUGAUGUAACCACGCACGUGUUGUCAUGUCUGUAGGGACCAAUCUGGGGGUGGUUUGUUCGAUUGCCGUGGCCUGAUUAGUCGAUAGGGCAUAUUUACUAUGAAAACCAGCCGAGCGCCUUUAGUGCCCUCAAUCUCUCUCUCGCUGUCUCCCUGCCUACUAUAGCCAGUCUGUGUCCCAUUUGAGAAGCCUUGUCCCCAAUGGAGUCCUAUUCCCUAUCUAGUACCCUACUUUUAACCAUGGUUCUGUUCACAAGUACUUCACUAUGUAGGGAAUAGGUUGCAGUUCAGGAGGCUCCCUGUCCCCCCACCCCCCAACACUGUGUCAGCCUUAUUCUUGUCCCGGCCGAUGGCUCCAGGCGACACCCCUGUGCGUCUCCCAGUCUUCCGAGGCACAGAGCUCUUUGUCUGGACUUCAGACUGUGUCAUGGCCCUUUGGCUGGAGGCCCGGUGCUAUGGCCCUGGAAAAGAAGGGCCACCAUUACAUCCUCUGUCCCAGUCGGCUGAACUGGUUUGACUAGAUACAGUGUCCCCUUCCUCCCCACACACACACACACACACACACACACACACACACCAGAGCAGUGGCCUCUAAAGGUCUUUGUCCGUUCAAAACAAACAGGUUUUUCAACGAUACAAGUAACCACGCGGUUCUUUAACAGGGAGAACUGGUUUAUCCCGGUGGAUGUACAUUUCAGACCACACAGACCAAGAUGCAGCAGAAACUAACCCUUAUGGGUCACAUGUGUAGCCUUCCACUGACAGAACCAAAAGUGCCUAUUCCAGAACCAUUUUCCUGGUGAUACUGUGUGUGCCAGAACUCUGUCCCCUCUCAAACGUCCGACCGGCGUGGUCUCCCAUCAGGCUGUGCUUUGUGCCAGACUUCCGCAUGGGUGUGACUCAGCCUCAGGACAGACAGAGACAUGGGUUUCUUUGGUCUUAUCUGGUCCGUUGAGGGAGAGCGGGAGCUCUUUGUCACGUAUUCUCCACUCCAGUCGGAGCGAGAGCAGGAAAGAGCCCGUCGAACAGUGUAGCGGGGGCAGCUUGUGUGUUGGAGAGAGUCUGUCGCCUCGGGCCGCCUGGCGGCUCUGCUUGCUCUGCUGCAGUUUUCAAUGUGUGCCAACGGGCCUGUUCCAGCACCCACACAGGCACCACGUAGAAUGAAGCCAUAUUAUAAAGUGGCCGUGUGUUCUGAAUGGCACACUAUUGCCCAAGUCAGGACGCAGCGCCCCCGAGUCAGUGCAGAUUCACUGUCUAGCUCUAGAGGUGCGCUUUGAAGGUGUCAACAAGCCUUGUGCCAUUUAGCGUCUUAAUAUGCGGUAGUGUCUUUACGGAAUGAAAGCUCUACACCUCUUUUUUCUACACACAAAUGAAUCUACAACUCAGGCUAAAAAGGUCUGUAAGAUGCCAACGAUUUAGGGAUUUCAUUGUGUGAAGACCACUGUCUUAAGUGUUUUUUUUUAUGAUUUUUGUUGCUUUUAAAGGAUUUUAAUGUGUCCUUUGAGGACACACCUUAGUCAACACACCUCCAUCCACUCUGUUUUAUCUCUGUCGUUUUGACUGGUGUCACAGGGGAUUCCCAAACACACUUUUAAUUCUGUGGGGAGUUUGGGGGGGCUUGGCGUGUAAACGAGAUGCCUGAGUGCUACGGUCCACCCAACAACAAGAUGUAUUAGAGAUCAUUCUCAGUGAUUCGGAUGAUUUCUUACAAUGUUGUUAUUGUUGUUUUUGGCUGCACCAUUUAAUCAAGUUCCUUGUUUUCUUAGAGAAGAAAUAUUAAUAUGCAAAUAAUCUGGCAAAAUAUUACUGAUAUUUUAGUGCCUCCUGUUCCGAAACUGCCUGUACUUUUUUUUUUUUUAUCCCCAAUCAAAUCGUUUAGUGUUUGUACUUAGGUUUUUCAGAUUUUUGCCAUAGAGGUAUUUUUAUGUCCUCAUAUCAAUGUGUUCCAAAUGACACCCUAUUCCUGUUCCCCGAAAGUAGUGUGCUACAUUAUGAACUAGGGUGCCGUUUGGGACAGAAGCCAAGAAGAUAAAUCACAUUACGACGAUUACAGACCUACUGUUUUUCUUGCUUAUACAUUUCAAAAGUUUUUUUUUUCUUGGGAAAUACGAUAAAAAUGCUUUCAUUGUACAGUCUCUCUAACUUAUACUAUCUUACCCUGUACUAUUCUCCCAAUAAAACAACAAACAAUUUUUCAAA
Messenger RNA from Esox lucius (northern pike), 5260 nucleotides. It is a transcript of the gene gna13b, whose product is annotated as guanine nucleotide binding protein (G protein), alpha 13b. NCBI's taxonomy places the organism in Eukaryota, Metazoa, Chordata, Actinopteri, Esociformes, Esocidae. Gene Ontology annotation, biological process: Rho protein signal transduction; adenylate cyclase-activating G protein-coupled receptor signaling pathway. Bases 128 to 1261 code for a protein of 377 amino acids. Gene Ontology annotation, molecular function: D5 dopamine receptor binding; G-protein beta/gamma-subunit complex binding; GTPase activity. The record is from RefSeq and is a predicted model, not a curated record. Gene Ontology annotation, cellular component: brush border membrane; heterotrimeric G-protein complex. The transcript is spliced from 5 exons.